GUCAGAGGGAGCUCUAAAGCUUCUUUACGGCCAGAUUCGAGUAUAUAUAGAUUCGCGGAUGCCUGGUUCUUGGGUCCAUCUCAGGCAGACAUCAAUCACAUCAAUCACAUCAACAACAAUAACAACAACAACAACAACCACUACUACUACUACUACUACUACCACUACUACCAUCACAACUUCUAUAAAGCAGCAGCUUCCUCGCAGCUUCUACACAAUUUGCCAACAGCAGCAAUCCCAGCAAUCAAUCACAAUUGAUUCUCAACUCAACUCAGGCAACUCUUCUGAAAACACCAACAACAUGUCUCUCAUUGGACACAACGGCGGCCUCUCCAUUGGCAAGGCUGAACGCCCCGGACCCUCUCUAGGCAAAAAGGCUGAGAAGCCCACUUCCUCCACCUCCUCUCCUUCUGGCUCUCGCUCUCCAAGCCUUGAGCGUCGCGGCCUAGGCCAGAUGCUCAACGGCAUCCUCCACGGACAGCGCCGGGAUGAGGCGUACCUCAGAGCAGACGACAGCAGCGAAACCGCUUCACUGUCGUCUGUUGCUACUGAGAAGAGGGGUCUAUUAGGAGGAAAGAGCAAGACCUCAUCACCAUCAAAAAGCUCCUCAUCUCGCAAAGAACCAAGAUUACCCAACAUCAACGAGAGCGCGGUGCCUCGCGGUGGAUUCCGAUAAGCACACCACUACUCAACUUCUUUUUGGACUAUUCUUUUCUUUUCUUUUCUUUCUUUUGUUGUUUGAUCGCGAAAUAGAGAGCUUUUUAAGAUGUACAGCACAGCGAGUGAAAGAGCAUGGUAUGAUAUUGGGACAGGGCGAAUGUUAAUGAUGAGUUACGGGCAUAUUAAACAGACAACUUGAUUGAAUUAUAGACAUAUAUUAUUUCUAUUUGAUUCCAAC
Molecule: messenger RNA, 898 nt
Organism: Trichoderma asperellum CBS 433.97
Lineage: Eukaryota; Fungi; Ascomycota; Sordariomycetes; Hypocreales; Hypocreaceae
Source: RefSeq, a predicted model, not a curated record